This is a messenger RNA of Alosa alosa (allis shad), 2054 nucleotides long. It is a transcript of the gene yju2b, whose product is annotated as YJU2 splicing factor homolog B. The coding region runs from base 111 to 1376 and encodes 421 amino acids. The transcript has 9 exons. Gene Ontology annotation, biological process: mRNA splicing, via spliceosome. The record is from RefSeq and is a predicted model, not a curated record. Gene Ontology annotation, cellular component: U2-type spliceosomal complex; post-mRNA release spliceosomal complex. Lineage: Eukaryota; Metazoa; Chordata; Actinopteri; Clupeiformes; Clupeidae.
GCUCCACUGUUGGGCUAAAGUAAAAGAAGAAGAGGUGGAAGUUGAUCAUUUGCAGGUCGGUGUUCCACAUCUUAUUUGACUGAAGUCACCAAGACGAUUCAGCUGUCAACAUGGGUGAAAGGAAAGGAGUGAACAAGUACUACCCCCCUGAUUUCGACCCAGUAAAGCAUGGCUCCAUUAAUGGAUACAAUAACAGCCACCCUCUCCGAGAGAGGGCAAGGAAGCUCUCCCAGGGCAUCCUCAUCAUCAGAUUUGAGAUGCCCUACAAUAUUUGGUGUGAUGGCUGUAAGAACCACAUUGGCAUGGGUGUUCGAUAUAAUGCAGAGAAGAAGAAAGUGGGGAACUACUACACCACACCCAUAUACAGGUUCAGGAUGAAGUGUCACCUUUGUGUGAACUACAUCGAGAUGCAGACGGACCCUGCCAACUGUGACUAUGUGAUUGUGAGCGGCGCCCAGCGCAAGGAGGAGCGCUGGGACAUGGCUGAGAACGAGCAGAUCCUCACCACAGAGCACAGCGAGAAACAGAAGCUGGAGACGGAUGCCAUGUAUAAGCUGGACCACGGUGGGAAGGACAAGGAGAAGCUGCGAGCGGCCCUGCCCUCCCUCAACGAGCUCCAGGACCACCAGUCCGCCUGGAAGGACGACUUCCAGCUCAACAGCAGCCUCCGCAGAAAGUUCAGGGUUGAGAAGAAGGUGAUAGUGGAGCAGGAGGAGAAGGACGAUGCAGUGAGGAAGAGGACCAAUCUGUCCAUCUCGCUGGUUCCGGAGAAGGAGGAGGACAAGAAGCUAGCAGCGCUGCUCACCUUCCAAAGCCCUGACUCCUACGACGACCGGCAGCAGAGCAAGCGUAAGGAGAUCUCCUCCCGCUCGUGGUUCACCUCCCCCGCCGCUCCACCAGGGAGCGCUGCAGGCAGCCUCCUGCAGAAGCUGAGCCAGCAGGGCAAAGGGGCGGCCGCCACCAAGGCCCUCAGCAGCUCCCCGGCCUCCAGCGCCCUGAGCCUGGUGCGCAGACGCACCGAGGAGCCCCGGCCCGAGAUAUCGGCGGCGGCAGCCACUACCCAGCGUCGAAGCUCAGACCCUGGGAAUAGUUCUACAGCGGCUGCCUCUUGCACCACAGGAGGGAACCAUUCGCACGAGACGGGGGAAUCCACAGGGACAAAUUUGAACGUGACACAGAUUCAUCUGGAAGGAAAGGAGACGUUCAGGUGUGUAAAUGCAAGUGGAGAGACGACCUCAAAUGGCGUGACGGGAAGAUGGGCACCCGGAGGGGAUUGUGGGACAGAUGGAGAUCACGCAAGGAGCUCCUGUCUCGUCCGGUCUCUUGUAGCGGACUACAGUGACUCUGAUCCAGACAGUGACGCGAGUGAACCAUAGCCAUCAGAGGACAUCACAAUGCUCACUAUUGAUUGUCUCUGUAAUGCUGCAUUCCAAACAACUCGAACGUCGGAGGUCAGACUUCAAUUCCAACCUUCAAGUUGGGGUAGAUCGACUUAGACCGAGUUCAGAAGUGAGAACUCUGACACUCGACUUCUCCGUUCCAGUUUGUCUGGAAUGAAAUUGGGAGAUUUCAACAAGGAAAUAUCUGACUUCCGAGUUGUCUGGGAUGCUGUGCUUUUGUGUGCUGUGUCAAGUAGUACCACACGUUAAAUCUGUCCGUCAGAAUCAGGUGGGGGUGUGGCUGUUGAUAAUAAACUGAUAAUGUAAGCUCAGAGAGAGAAGUCUGGCUUCACAAUCAAACCAUAUGCUGAACAUUUGACUAAGGUCUAAACACACUUUUGGGGCAAUUGGGGAUACAUGAUGUCAAAAUGCCACUUAAUCACUCUGUGAAUUUGUCUCAGUCUCUGUUCUGUUCACUCAGUACUUUAAGAGAAAGGGCUUUUUUUGUAAAUAUACUGUUGUCUGUUGUAAGACAAGGUACCGGUGUUGUAAGUAUACAGUGAUUCCAAUUAAAUCUCAAGCCAAUACAAGAUGUCCCCCUUUUGCUAGAUGUCCUCCUUUAGCUAGAGAAUGGCCAUGUGUGAUGAACAUUUGAUUGUCAGAAUAAAGCUGUCU